This is a messenger RNA of Prosopis cineraria, 1047 nucleotides long. RefSeq names its product AP2/ERF and B3 domain-containing transcription factor At1g51120. Gene Ontology annotation, biological process: regulation of DNA-templated transcription. Bases 37 to 1047 code for a protein of 336 amino acids. The transcript has a single exon. Lineage: Eukaryota; Viridiplantae; Streptophyta; Magnoliopsida; Fabales; Fabaceae. The record is from RefSeq and is a predicted model, not a curated record. Gene Ontology annotation, molecular function: DNA binding; DNA-binding transcription factor activity.
UAGAAGGUGAGAAAUAAUCAAAGAGAAUCGGAGAGGAUGAAUGUAAGAAGUAAUACGAAUAUGCAAAAGUUCAAAGGUGUAGUGCCUCAGCAAAAUGGUCAUUGGGGUGCUCAGAUAUACGCAAAUCACCAAAGAAUAUGGCUUGGAACCUUCAAAUCUGAACGAGAAGCUGCCAUGGCUUAUGACAGCGCCACCAUCAAGCUCCGGAGCGGUGAAAGCCACCGGAACUUCCCUUGGAACGAUCAAACCGUACAAGAGCCUCUUUUCCAAAGCCAUUACACCACCAAAGCAGUCCUCAGCAUGAUCAGAGACGGCACCUAUCCUUCCAAGUUAGCUUCUUUUCUCUUAAGCAGACAAACCCUAACCCUAACCUUAAACGGGGAAGAACAAAUUACCAGGGCCAGAAAGAACGUAGAAGAAAAAUUCUCCUACAACCAGCUCUUCCAGAAGGAACUUACACCGAGUGACGUGGGCAAACUCAAUAGGCUCGUCAUCCCCAAGAAACAUGCGAGUAGGUAUUUCCCUUACGCUUCGGGCACUACAGAAGAAGCCGACAGUAAUAAUAAUUAUGGGACGACGAUGGAUAUUAACAGUGACAUUGAGCUUGUGUUUUACGACAAGUUAAUGAGGUCGUGGAAAUUUAGAUACUGCUAUUGGAGAAGCAGUCAAAGCUUUGUGUUCACGAGAGGUUGGAACCGGUUUGUGAAAGACAAGAGGUUGAAGGCUAAGGAUGUUAUUGUGUUCUAUAAGUGUGAGCCUAUAAUCGAUAGGAGGAUUAUUAAUGGGGGUGAAGUUUUUCAUCUGAUUGAUGUUAUCUAUGAUGAAGAUAAUGUUCAUGAGAGCUCGAGGACGUCGCAGUGUUUUGGAGAGAAGAAGAGAGAUUACAGGCAAAGUUUUGGGAAAAUGUUGAGCUUCAAUAAUAGAACAGAGGAAGAUGAAGAAGAUGACGAUGAUGAGAAUGAGACAGAGAAUGGAAAGAAAAUGUUGCAUUCUCCAACAGAUGCUGCAAAAAAGGGUUUGAAGCUUUUUGGUGUAAGAAUUAACUGA